Molecule: messenger RNA, 7198 nt
Organism: Acinonyx jubatus (cheetah)
Lineage: Eukaryota; Metazoa; Chordata; Mammalia; Carnivora; Felidae
Gene: ARL2BP
Product: ADP ribosylation factor like GTPase 2 binding protein
Exons: 6
Coding region: 315-806 (163 amino acids)
Biological process (GO): maintenance of protein location in nucleus; positive regulation of tyrosine phosphorylation of STAT protein
Cellular component (GO): mitochondrial intermembrane space
Source: RefSeq, a predicted model, not a curated record
UGGUGACGGGAGGCGGGGCGCGGCGGUUGUGGGUAACUGACGCCUGUACUUCACGGUGGCUGCGGCGCGCGUGGAGAGGCCUGGCCCCGCGUGGGGCCGAGCCGGCGCGAGGCUGCCGCCGGUGAGCCUGAAGCACGAGCCACGCACGCAGGGCCCAAUCUUUUGGGCCGUGAGCGGCCGCGGCGUUGGCGACGAGACCUCCCAGAUGCCGGUUGGGGCUCUUAGGAGCGGAGCGCAGGCUGGGCCCGGGCCGCGGGCAGGAUAAGAGUCCGACGGGCCUGCUCGCCCCGCGCGUGGAUGCGGCGGCGGCGGCGAUGGACGCCCUAGAGGAAGAGAGCUUCGCCCUGUCCUUCUCUUCCGCCUCCGAUGCAGAAUUUGAUGCUGUGGUUGGAUAUUUAGAGGACAUUAUCAUGGAUGAUGAGUUCCAGUUAUUACAGAGGAAUUUCAUGGACAAGUACUACCAGGAGUUUGAAGACACAGAAGAGAAUAAACUCACCUACACACCUAUUUUUAAUGAAUAUAUUUCUUUGGUAGAAAAGUAUAUUGAAGAACAGCUCCUGGAACGGAUUCCUGGAUUUAACAUGGCAGCUUUCACGACAACUUUGCAGCAUCAUAAAGAUGAAGUGGCUGGUGACAUAUUUGACAUGCUGCUCACGUUCACAGAUUUUCUGGCUUUUAAGGAAAUGUUUCUGGACUACAGAGCAGAAAAAGAAGGCCGGGGACUGGAUUUAAGCAGUGGUUUAGUGGUGACUUCAUUGUGUAAAUCAUCCCCUGUGCCAGCUUCCCAGAAUGAUCUGCGACACUAGGCCCUGCCACCAGGCAGAGAUAUCUUCCUGGACGUCGCCAGCCCCAUAGACUGGAAGAGGCUUUGGCUAUGUGACAGAAUACAUCUUGGAAAGACGGGCUCUGUUCCACAACUCUUUGCUGACGUUAAGUAUUGAUGGGCCAGAAGACAGCCCAUCUGACCCUCCUAGGCCCCUGAAGCACCUUGUGUUCAGUAAUCCUAGCACUCCUCCCCAAGUAGACCCCUCUCUCAGGCCUGAGUCAGGCUCCUCUGGAGCAAGCCUGAGGCCAGCAUCCCCCCCCCCCCAUCCCCAGCAUAAAUGUUGGUAGGUCAGCAGCAUUUGGAAGAACCCACCAGCUCCACCCCUCUUUGGCCCCGCCUGUCCAUCAGGCUUUUUGUGUGCUAACAGCUUCCUGUGUGUAUCAGUUUCAGUCCUGCAGCCUGAGGGGUUUCUACCCAUGUGGGAACAUUUCUCUAGGCUGUUCCUUGAGACAGCUGCCCUCUGCAGCAGCUCCCAUCCCAGCUGGUCCUGGCUGUAGGAAUAACAGAGAUGCCCCUUACCUGAAGCUACCUGUGAAAAUCACUCCCUUGUCUUACAGUCGGCAGUCCCUGCAUCACUCUGUCUUCUGCUGGUCCUGAUGUAGUCUGUUUCUAGAAUUCUUUUAAGCAUUUAUAGAUAACUAUUUUUAUAGAUGAAUACUCAGGCUAACCUAGUGGCUAUAAUCUUGGAGCUUCCAUGAUUACCCACUUAAAGAUCAAAGUAUUAUAUACUGUGUGCUUUUUAGCUAUUAGUGCUAUGAAAGCAAAGAUGCUUUCUACGUUGGUGCACCUAGUUUACUGGGCACCAGUGAGUGUGUGCUUAUGCUGGAAGUAGGCUAAAAGGUCUCCCUUUCUUACAGCAUGUUAAGUGUUCGUACAGGUUUGCUAAAACUUUACCCUUCUGUGUAAAUCGGUUUGUUAGGUUUUCUGUUGGAGUAGGGCCUCUGCAGUUCCUUCCUGUCCAGAUCUCCCUACCAAGGCGGUGUUCCGCUGGGUUGGCUCAGCAUGAGGAGAGCGCAAACAGCUUCACUAGUCCUAUGUAUGCCUUGAUUUAGCAGUGUUUCAUAGAAAUCACCAGAAAACAUGGAUGUCACAUCUCUAGAAAGACAAGACAUAGUAUUUCAAUUCUCAAUGUGUACCUUCCAUAUAUUUUUUUUUCUUUUUUUUUAAGUAAAAAUAAGACUAUACUUAUAAACUUUGGUUGGCUGUUCUGGUCUUAAAGUGUGAGCUGUAGACUCUUUCUGUACUGAUGCAUGGCACUUAUUAAAUACUUUUGUACCAUGAAUAUACUCGGAGGUGCAUUGCAAGAGCCGUCAUUCUCCACGAGUCCCUCCCCUUUCUUGGCUAUCACCCCUGCCCUCGGGGUCACUGCUGCUUUGGUCCUUCAAAGCCAGAGGCCCUCGCAGAGCCAGCUUUUUCCAUUGCUGCCCCUCCUGGCCUUGCUUUCCCUUCUUGCCCUUUUUCUAUAAAGGGCUACUCACUGUAGGCUGGGCAUGUCCGAAGUACUUGAUGAAGACCUGGUUGAGAAAACCCAUGUAUGUGGACUUAACAAAAAAUGAACAACAGCAGAGGUAAACAGUUCUUUUCCACUCAGAAAAAAAAAAAAAAAAACAAGCCUGUUGCUUACUAUUAGCAGAUAGGCUUUCUGAUUUUAUAAAACCAGAAACCUGUCUCUGUCCACACAGGGACUUCUGUCAUCGUGUGCCACCUUUGAUGGGGCUCAGGGCUGGCUGGGAUGAGAAAGCCCGCCAUCCUGCCCAGUCUCCGUGACAGCUGCCCUGUCAUAUUGCUCAGACCUCCUCGCCCAUGGGAAGCGCAGACCCUUCAACUGCAGGGUCUGAGGAUCGGGGAGGCAUCGGCCUCACCAAAAGGUAGUUGUUUGAGGAAGCAUGUUAAUAUCCGCAGUGCAGUGGGCUGUGUGUUAGCAGGUUAGAAACUGGUAAGACCUUGCCUAGGACUUUGUUUCCUCUUAAGCCAAAAGAAAAUGAGUUGAUCUUAACACUAAACUCCCUCCUUAUGGCUUAAUCAUGGAAUGACUCCCGUUUAUCAUAUUCUGAGCCACUUGAGGGUAAAAAGCGAUCCUGUUAGUAUCCACACCAGGACAACAGGCAGGCCGUGGGCCUGUCCCAGGCUAACCAGGACAUGGGUGUCUGACUUAACCCCGUCCCUCUGUUCUGGAGCAGGUCCCCCACAACUGUUGGACUCAACAGUAGCCCCCACCUGCAGGGGAUCUGCCCCGAGACACCCCCUCCCCGUGGAUGCCUGAGAUCCCGGAUAAUACCGAACCCUCUUCACACUGUUUCUCCCUGUACGUCCACACCUGUGACAGAGUUCAAUUUAGAAAGGCAUGGUAAGAGGUUAACACCAAGAAAAUAGAACAAUUACAACAAUAUACUGUAAUAAGAGUUACGUGACGGUGGGCUCUCUCAAAAUAUCCUACUUCCUGUACUCUUGUGAUGAUGGGAGGUGAGGUCUGGCCCCCAGGCUGAGAUGAAGUGAGGUGACUGGCGCAGCUUGACCCUGCUGGUAGCCUCAGGAGGAGGACCGCGUGCUCCCAGGCUACUAGCUGACCGCGAGUAACUGAAAACGCAGAAAGCGAGAACGUGGAUAAGGGGAGCCUACGGACUAUUGGAGAUACAUCCUAAUUAUCCCUGGGUUUUUGCAAAAGGACCAAGGGGUGCCCAGAAAUGCCCUCCCCUCAGCCUACUUACUAUCCAAAGCAUGUUACUCUGUGGCAGCAGAAACAUAAGCUCGGUCAGGAGGACUUCCUCUUUGUGGUCUGCCGCCGGCCCCCCGGAUCCAGCCUGUUAUUCGCGUUGAUGACUUGAUCUCUGAACUGCGCACUUUCAAGGCAGGGGACAGGAUGGCAGUCUCGCCUUCAGCAAGGUGACCUUGAUGUGCCUAAAGCUGGGAUGACUGACUUAGUGUUAAAAGGACACCAUUCUGAGAAUGGGGCGGGGGGGGGGGGGGGGGUUGGGGAUCUAUUAUAUCUGUCAGGACAGCUGGCAUGAAGGGGAACUGUCCCUGGCAAAGAAAGCAAGCAGGAAGGUACUCAGGUGGCCUCAGGUCAGAGUAGCAGCUGGGGGUGCUAAGUCCAGAACCGGAUUUUGAACCUCCCAGUACAUUUAGCUGCGGCUUCCUGGGCUGUAUAAGCGUCUACAACCAUGAUUACCCAACAUCUUUUCCAAAUAGGUUCUUCCAGCUUUAUUUUUGUAAAAAACAACAAAACCCAAAGAGAACCAAGUCACCAAGCAUGGGACAACUUACCAGGCAAGGUCUUGAGUCCCUCCCUCCUCCAUGUCCCAUGUGCCACGUGCCUAAUCAACAGCGUCCGGGAAGCAGGUGGCACGGUUAGCUUUUCCCAGAGGGGAUACUACAAACAAGGGCUUGGGUACCGGACGGAAACCUGGCCAGGUUUUUAAUCGCUGAGAAGUUGCUUAAGACCGAUUGCUUUAAAUAACUGGUAUGUUUGAAAUGCAGGAAAAGGACUACCAUGCUGUCAGAAAUCCUAACCCUCUUUCCACAGAUGACUCCCUAGAAGCCACCUGUUGGCUUGAGGGAGGGAGGGUCAGGUCAGAAUUGCGGUUGAAGGAAUGAGGCCGGUUUCAGCAAGCUCGCUCUGCAGUCCCAGGGCAAAGACUAAGGUAAAUACGCGCGGCUUGUUAGGCUUAUUCUACGGUGGGCCAGCGGCUGCAGGUCUGGAGUCCUCGUUAGUGUAUUUAGUGUUGGUGAGAAGACUGGGCUCCAGCCUUGGACACUGGAGUCUCUAAAGACAAAGUGGAGAGCCCCGCGUCCCCCAUCACCUUCCACUAAAUACGGGGGACGGGCAGGUGGUGUCAGCCAUGGGCCUCUCUCCAGCCCAGGCGCUUGCCGACUUGGGCCAAACCAGAGGAAGGAUCCCGAUUCCAAAGGAGCGCUGGGUGAGCCCGGGUCUGAGGAGCAGUGCGGAGCAGGCGUAGUCCCUUCCAGGCCGACUCCACAAAGGGCUCAGGCCUCGGGCUUGCAGGCCGCCCCGCGCUGUGACCCAGCUGUGACCCAGCUGCAGCCUUCAGCCCCAAGGUGGGCCAUGGCACAGGUGGCCUAGGCGUAGCCGCCAGCCAUCUGACUGGUGGCUGCGUUGCUGCCCACGCCCCGCCAGGCCUGGAAGCUGAAGAAAGCGCUCACUCCGUAGGCAAUCAUCACUAAACAUGCAAAGAACUGAAAGGAAGAAGACACCAAAGCUGAGUUGGUGUGCGCUGUGGCACUGGGGGGUAGGGUGACAGGGAUCCGAGUGCCAGACAGACCACCUCAGACCCACAGACUGCAAAACCUUGAGCAACACCCCUCCAUUAACCAGAACAAGUUGCUCUGGCACCCGCACCAACUCCAACUUAGCCAUACUUUCCUAUAGCAAGUGUCUGGGGGUGCCGAUGGGUGCCAGGUUCUGGGGCUGCCGACAUUACAUUCUCGCGGGGGUAUCUAUUAAGAGCCACGCAGGCAAGGUAUGUCAGACUGUGAUGAGGGCGACUGGAUGAUGUGCUAAGAGUGACCGAGGGGUAGGAGCUAGUUCACACACACAUCAGGGAUUUCGUUUUAAAAAGACAACAUUGUGAUUCCAGGGAAUCUUCUGGAAUCGGUUCAUAGGUGCCCUACGCUAGCACCGGUGGCCAUUUUCAGAAGCUCCGUGUCUCUACCACAGAUUUCAAAACCACCUUCUUCCUGGUCUAGCUCCUGCCCUACCCUGGACUUCCCCUAGGUGUGCUCACCUCUCUGAGCCUCAGUUUCCUUGUCUGUCCACAGGGACUACCAGUCCCUGUCCUCCUCACUGUGGGAGUCAAAGGGUCCUGUGAGGAGAGGUCUGUGUGGGGCCCCUUGGAGUCAGGCAGGACAGGUGUGGCGGGGGUCACUGAUAUUUCACUGGCUACCUCACGGGGAGCCCGAGUUUGGCCUGAGAGACCCUGUAAAUCCCCCCAAAUGGUUUAAGCCAAAAGGUUUUGCAAAUGCCCCUUUCAAGAAGGGCGGACAGUUUUUAAUAGGUCCUCCCAGGGGGCAUAUGACUGUCAAUCAGUAUGGAACACCCGGGUUAACAACAAAGUUCAACAGUUAACCCAGAACUUCAUUUACUACCACAAAGUACUUCCCAAGCAUUCUGGUUCCUCAAGGUUUUACUGUUAAUUAUGGAAGACUGAAAGCUCAGCUUCCCUGAAACCCUGAGAUGAUAACUCUAGCGGUGGCGGGUGCUGGCCUCAGUCCAGAGAGUGGUGGGAGUCCCGGGGCAUAGACUUGGUCUGGCUGGCCCGUCUACCCUGUAACUAACAGCCAAGGGCGCCCUGGGGAACCAUACUCACAGAGGCAGCCGCACGCUGGUUAUACGGCCGGGUGCCCUUCAGGGACGUCAGCUCGACGGCGGCAGAGCAGGUGAUGAAGGCCGUGAUGUAGAGAACGGUGGCGCCCACGUUAAAUAUCAUUAACUGGGGGGAGGGGAGAACAGGCUUAAGACAGCAGACUCUUCCAGGAAGCGUGGAACCUCUUGGUUCCCAACGGCACCUGCCUUUAGUAGCCAGGACCGGGGCUGGGGCUCAAGGAAGGGGAGGGAGACCUGGGUCUUUGCCACUAGAAGGGAAGUCCACAUGGGGUCAGGCCGGUGGCCAUCUGAGCUGGGAACGUAAACACACCUAAGGCUCAGCGGGGAGGGGACACGAUGGGGGAGGCCCGAAGUGAUCUGGUCAGGAGCAGCGGCGGUCCCAAGAGGCAAAACCCAUUGCCAAUGGCAGGAGAUUGAACCAAGGCCUGCUAAAGAGCACCAGCUAAAGAACUCCAGGGCCACGCUCUUCCAUGUUGGCUCAGCACAAGCUCGGCCCUCCCUCUUGGCACCGCAGGCCUUGGUCCUGAGGCUGGACCUAGGAGCACCUCACAUCCCUCUCUACCCCGGUGGGAGGAAUCUUUGUCUGCCUUUUGGCCACAUCUUCGGCUCAAGGCCCCCCAUGUCAAAUGCCAGGGUCAGGACCCCGCAGGGUUCUGGACCAGACUGACAGGGAGGACCCUCAGCUGACAUUCAGGCUGAGUCCCAUUUCCCCAGUGCUUGGCCCCUGGAGCCAGUAAACCGUCUUAGCAGACACUGCAAACUGGGGGCCCUCAGGCAUGUCUGGUUCAACCUAGAGAUUUUUUUUUUUUUUUUUUAAACUACCAACAUUCUAAGAGCACCUGGGUGGCUCAGCCGGUUAAGUGUCCGACUCUUGAUUUCGCUCAGGUCAUGAUCUCACACAUGGGGCUCUGUGUUGACAGAUCAGAGGCUACUUGGUAUUCUCUCUCUCUCUCUCUGCUCCCCCCACCCCCUCGCUUGCUGGCUCAUUUGCUCGCUCACUCUCAAAAUAAUAAACAUUUAGAAAAAAUAAA